AUGGAGAACCAAGCCCAGUACAGAGGGAGCGGCGCCUCGACCACCACAAAUUCAAUGCGUCCUGGUACACCAGAAAGCAGGAGUAGUCCCUUCAACGACGAGAUCACUCCCGCACCCAGAGCAAACCCAUUCUCUACGCCAUACACUUCACGGCCCGCCUCGUCUUUCGGGUCGUCGUCCGCAGUCCGCCCGCCCGCAUCGCGAUAUUUCCAUUCGAGGCGGGUAAGGAAAGGAGAGGUCGAGCAGCCGUGGAGAUCAAAGAAGGAUCCGAAGGAGAAAUGGGUAACCAUAAUCCCGUUAAUCGGUAUGCUGAUAGGCUUCGGAAUUGCAGGCUUCUUGGUCUAUGAUGGUAUUAGUUCCGUGGUGCAGCAUACGUACUGUGAAGUGUUGAACGAUGAUUUCUCUGGGGGCAUUAACACCGCCGUUUGGACCAAGGAGGCCGAGGUGGGCGGGUUUGGCAACGGCCAGUUCGAGCAAACCACCCUGACGGACGAGAAUGUUUUUGUUCAGGAUGGCAAACUUGUUAUCAAGCCAACUCUUCAAGACGCCAGUCUUAUCGAGUCAAACAAUGUCAUCAACUUGACGGCCGAUGGCACUUGCUCAUCGCCGGUCCUCAAAAAUUGCGUGUCGGUUACCAAUCUCACAGCUGGUACCAUUAUCCAGCCGGUAAAGUCAGGACGAAUUAGCACCAAGGCAGGAGCUACAAUCAAGUACGGCCGUGUAGAAGUAACUGCUCGACUCCCAUCGGGGGAUUGGCUAUGGCCGGCAAUCUGGAUGUUGCCCGUGAAUGAGACCUAUGGUCCGUGGCCAUUAUCUGGGGAAAUCGACAUCGUUGAAGGUCGCGGCAACAACCACACCUACCAACAAGGAGGUAAUAAUAUUGUCUCUUCUGCUCUGCACUGGGGACCUGACCCGGCCAACGAUGCCUGGUGGCGCACCAAUGUAAAGCGGAGCGCCCUGCACACGACUUAUGCUGCUGGAGAGAAUACCUUUGGGCUCGAAUGGUCCCAGAAGUAUCUUUUCACGUACAUCAACACCAAACUCCUGCAAGUACUCUACACCAACUUCGACGAGCCGCUCUGGAAGCGCGGGAACUUCCCCCUUUCCGACAGCAAUGGAACGCGCUUGGUCGAUGUUUGGAGCCAGACCGGUCGCGAACAAACGCCCUUCGACCAGGAGUUCUAUCUUAUCUUGAACGUCGCUGUUGGCGGUACCAACGGAUGGUUCGAAGAUGGCCAGUCUGGAAAACCAUGGUUUGAUACCAGCACUACCGCUAAGAACGACUUUUGGGCUGCCCGUGAUCAAUGGUAUCCCACAUGGCAGGCGAAGGGCGCCGGGCAGAUGGAAGUCAGCAGCGUGAAAAUGUGGAAACAGUGCGAUGGGGAUGAGGGUAACUAA
This is a messenger RNA of Venustampulla echinocandica, 1398 nucleotides long. Its product is annotated as putative beta-1,3-glucan-binding protein. Gene Ontology annotation, biological process: carbohydrate metabolic process. The record is from RefSeq and is a predicted model, not a curated record. Lineage: Eukaryota; Fungi; Ascomycota; Leotiomycetes; Helotiales; Pleuroascaceae. The transcript has 2 exons. Gene Ontology annotation, molecular function: hydrolase activity, hydrolyzing O-glycosyl compounds. Bases 1 to 1398 code for a protein of 465 amino acids.